UUCAUCACCAGAAAAGUUUCAAACGCCCAUGUCUGAAAAAACAUCGAGUGCAGAUAGCGAAAAAACGGAGUCUAUUAAGCACAUACUUAUUUGGACUGAAAAAAAUCUUAAACCGUUAAUUAAUCUAGGUGAAGGCAGGACAGUUUUCAUUGAAAAAAAAUGCGAAUGGAACAACUGCAACGUAACUGGCGACAGAAAUCUCCUCGGCGAUUACACUGAAUUUGAAGCCAUAAUUUUCGGUGGAACUCAAUUGUAUCUUUUGCGAUAUAAAAACGAUUUACCAAAAAGGCGAGAUCCAAAACAGAAAUAUAUAUAUGCUAAUCUGGAAUCAGCUGCUAGUUAUCCGGUUUGUACUUCAGUUUGGAACUACUUUUUCAACACCACAUGGACAUAUCGACUUGAUUCCACGUUAUUUUGGCCUUAUUUUAUUAUAGAGGACAGCAACAAUAUUAGAGUUGGGCCAAAGAAGAAUAUUCAUUGGAUGAAUAUAUCGGAUAUGGAUCCCAUAGAUAAGGAUUUGAAGGUAAAAUUUAAAUUUAUUCUUGAAGCAACCAUAGGACUCAAAUCUAAAGCAGCAGCCUGGUUUGUAUCGAAUUGCAAUACUAUGAGUCUUCGCGAGCUCUUUGUGAAGCAACUCGAGGAACAAAUGCAUGUUUACGCUUUGGAACUAGAUGUUUACGGUGAUUGUGGAAAGCUUCAAUGUUCGCAAAUUAACAUGAAAGGCUGUGAAUUGAUGUUGCAGAAGAAUUACUACUUUUAUCUAGCAUUUGAAAAUACAUUCAGUGAAGAUUAUGUAACAGAAAAGAUUUUGCAUGCACUUCGUCAUGAUACAGUGCCUAUAGUUUUCGGAGGCGCCAAUUACACGAGAUUCAUGCCUGAAGGAUCUUAUUUAAACGCAUUGGAGCUAGGACCACAUAAGCUGGCGCAAAGAAUGCAUGAACUAAUACAUAAUCCUGAAGCAUAUUUCCUUUAUUUUAAGUGGAAGAAAUAUUACUCGUACCAUUUCCCUCACGAAAAGUCCGAAACUGACGCGUAUUGUAACUUUUGUGAAUUUCUUAACACUCAUGAAUCUAUGAAAAAGAAAACUGUUAUUGAGUAUUUUAAUAUUUGGUGGACCCCGCAUGUUUACUGUCAAGAUGUUCAUAAUAUUAGUAUACAUUAA
Messenger RNA from Danaus plexippus (monarch butterfly), 1162 nucleotides. Its product is annotated as alpha-(1,3)-fucosyltransferase C-like. The transcript is spliced from 3 exons. Gene Ontology annotation, molecular function: alpha-(1->3)-fucosyltransferase activity. Gene Ontology annotation, cellular component: membrane. Lineage: Eukaryota; Metazoa; Arthropoda; Insecta; Lepidoptera; Nymphalidae. The coding region runs from base 29 to 1162 and encodes 377 amino acids. The record is from RefSeq and is a predicted model, not a curated record.